Messenger RNA from Heterocephalus glaber (naked mole-rat), 501 nucleotides. The record is from RefSeq and is a predicted model, not a curated record. Lineage: Eukaryota; Metazoa; Chordata; Mammalia; Rodentia; Bathyergidae.
AUGAAGCCAGACCCCGCUGGAGGUUGCGUGCUGUUGCUGCUGCUGAUGGCCAUGGUGCUCACCAGGACAGGGGCAGUUCCUGUCUCCAGUGCCCUCAGUGUCUCCUCAGAUGCGAGGCACUGCCACGUGGCCCAGUUCAAGUCUCUGUCCCCACUAGAGCUACAGGCUUUCAAGUCAGCCAAGGAUGCCUUUGAAGAGCGGCUCCUGCUGAAGGACUCCAGGUGCAGCUCGCGCCUCUUCCCCAGGGCCUGGGACCUGCGGCGGCUGCAGGUGUGGGAGCGCGUGGUGGCCCUGCAUGCUGAGCUCGCCCUGACACUGGAGGUGCUGGGCUCCGUGAGGGACCCAGCCCUGGAGGACGUCCUGGAGCAGCCCCUCCGCACGCUGCGUCACAUCCACUCCCAGCUCCGGGCCUGUGUCCCAGCUCAGCCCAAAGCAGCCCACAGGCCCUGCAGCCACCGCCUGUCCCGAUGGCUGCAGCGGCUCAACCAGGCCACCAAGAAG